Molecule: messenger RNA, 1372 nt
Organism: Solanum stenotomum
Lineage: Eukaryota; Viridiplantae; Streptophyta; Magnoliopsida; Solanales; Solanaceae
Exons: 2
Coding region: 398-1357 (319 amino acids)
Source: RefSeq, a predicted model, not a curated record
AUAUAUUUUCUUAUUGUGAAUUUUCUUUAGAAUGAUCUUGGUUGAAUUGAUCUGUAUGAAUUUGUUCUCUUGUCUAGGUUUUAAGAGUUAUGAAUGAUAAGAAUCUUUUCUCCUUGUGUUUUAUUUUAUCAUUCGACUGGUGCAACUAAUUUUUCGGGCUUUUUUUUAAGUUUUGUAAUGCCCAUUAUUCCUGAAGCUGGUUUUGAGAUUUCCGACGAGAACUCUGUGACUUCACCUUUUCCGGUUAACAGGGUAAUAUACUUCCAAUCGUGUUCGUACGUCUUUCAUUUUUAGUUAAAGAUAUGCUUUCAGAUUUUGUGCACUCUAAAAAAAAUUAAGUUAUGCAUAUGAUGUGUUGUCAUGUUGAUGUUACGUUGUAUUGUAGAAACGUAAAAAAAUGAAUAAAUCACGUGGUUCAACUGCUGAUAAAUGGAGCGAUGAAGAAACAUCAAUCCUUAUAAGUGUCCUGCAUGAUGAUGCGAGGAAGUCCGGAUUUAAAGGUUAUGCCAUCAGUGGUCCACGAUUGAUAGAAGUUAGGAAUGAGUUUUUUGAGAAAAUUGGAAAUCGAGAUAAGUUUGAUGAUGAGCAAAUUAAGUCAAAGAUUCAACGAUUAAGGAAAGACACAAAAACCUUCAAGGAUCUCCUUAGUUCUUGCUCUGGAUAUGGAUGGGACCCUACAACUAAUACAAUUACAUGUCCAUCUGAUAUUUGGUCGGAGCAUGUAGCGCAAAAGAAAAAGAAGAAAAUAUAUAUUUCCAAGUACAGAUACUAUGGUCUUAAAGAUUAUGACACACUGGAUGAAAUUUUUGGAAACUCAUUUGCUACAGGGGACCAUGUCAUGUAUAGUACAAAUCCUAAUCUUCCACCAAAGUCAAAUGAAGUUAUUGUUGAGGAGCAUAAACUUUCUGAUGGUGAUGAUGAGCCUGUUGCUACUGAAAACACAUGUCUUCCUAUGUCUCAGAAUACUGGUAGUGGUUCUGCUAGUGUAAAGAGAACUUUAGAACCUUCUGAGGGUGGAACAUCUAUGCGUCGUAAAAAAGGUCGUGCUACAACUUUGAACCACUCCCACGAUUACUUUAGAGAACAGUUGGAGUGGAAAAGAAACAAAGCAGAAGCAAAAGAAAAAAGGAAGCAUGAAGAGGAACAAGCACGAGCAACAAAAGAAAGUGAAAUUGAUGUCUACUGUGAGGCAGCUGUUACCGCCCACUUACAAUUUAUCUUGGAAAAACAUGAUUUAGUUAACAAAAGUUUUUCACCAGCAGUGCCUUACUUGCUUAACCCCAGCUUUCGCAAGAUAUUCGUUCAUAUGACUGAAAAAAAUCAAGUUCAAUGGUUUAAAGACUUGCAAAAAGAUUAAGCCAAUCGUUAUUUU